UGUUUCAGUUCUUUUAAGCCGUGAAAAAUCAAAAAGUGCGGAGCAUCCGGGUCGGGCUAAUGUGAAAAUCGAAGUGCUAAAAUGUUUUUAAAACUUAAAUUAAGCUGCCUGGUGGCGCUCUUCAUAGUUGGCGGUGCCAACUGUCUCCAGUGUUUGCAGUGUGAAAAUUGUUUCGAUAUAGGAAAUGCAAAUCCCAGCUUGGAGAAUUGUGGUGAUAAAUGUGGAAUAUGGAAAUUGGAACAAGAGAAAAGUGUAAACCGUGGCUGCUUGCCGGAAACGAUCGACCCAAGUGAUAUUCUGAAGCAAUGCGAUGAUGCUGAUGGUUGCAACAACGAUAAAGCCCUCAUGUGCCAGAAGUGUGAGCCCGGAGCUGAAUCGUGCGUGGAACAAAUUUGCGACUUAGGAGAUGUUUGUUUCGCUGAUAUAACAGACGACACCAGAGGUUGCAUCACCAGUGACACAACAGACGAUAAUCGACCCACCUGCGAUAAUGUCAACGAAUGUAACGCAAUUCCGCAAUGUGCCAAGUGCGAUCCAACGGCGGCCGGAAGCAACUGUCCCGAUGAUUCUAAGAUAGAAAAAUGCUUCAACCAUGGAAUCCAGCCAGACCAGCAGAACUGUUACCGCAUUGAAGAUGAUGAAAAGAAGCUUUUUCAAAUGGGAUGUACUAGCGACUCCGGUUUUGAAUUGUCAGACUGUAAAGGCUUCAUCUGUAAAACAUGCAAUGGAGAUUCUUGUAACGCGCAAGAGUUUCAAAGAUGCAACAUAUGUGUGGAUACGGAGUGUACCGAAGUAGCUUCAGAAGUGUGUAAAUUGUAUGAUUCGAAAUGUUACUCCAGCUAUGAUUAUUCCACAGACCAAAGGGACCUUGGAUGUUUAGAGGACUUGGACAACACUGAAGAGGUUUAUGAUAUCGUGAAAAUAUGUCCAGAAAAUUUGUGUAACGAAUUGCCUUUCCUCACACACCUCAAAUGUGCGCAAUGCGAUCGCGUCUGCCAAGAACCUGUAGCAGGACGAGUUUGUAGGGAUCAGAAAGCUGAAGCUUGUUACAUUGCACAAAUAGGAGAUAAAGAGGUUCGGGGCUGCACCUCGGAUUCGAGAAAUUUUGAUGAAUGUAUUGAAUUUGAAAAUUGUUACGUAUGCAAAGGUGAUAAUUGCAAUUCCGAAAAACAAACAACUCUCAGUUGCGUAAAGUGUGACGGAACCGAGGAAUGCGGACUCAAAACGCGGGGAGAACAAUGUUUUGGAACGGUUAAUUUCUACAGCGGAUGUUACGCGUUCCAAAACGGAGAUAAUUUUGAGAAAGGAUGUUUGAGCGAGUAUGACGAUAGUACAAAGUGUAUUGCGGAUGACGAAAAUUGUAACAAAUGUUUUGGUUCAGACUGUAACAUCAGACAUUGUAUGAGCUGCACUUCACAGGAAGAUAGCCGAUGUGUAGAAGGAACCAUGCCUAGAUAUGAUCUCUGUUCACCGGACGAUGAAUGUCAGGUUUUUGUGAAUGGUGAAGGAUACACUGUCCGUGGUUGUGCCAAGAAGUUCCCGGAUUACGACUGCACGGAGGAGAAUAAUUGCAAAUCUUCUCCUGAUCCAAAUCCGGAUCCAUAUCCUGAGAAUGCCCUAAAAUGCUUCACGUGCAAUGGCAAAGACGAUUGUGAAACUGAACGGGAACCGGUUUACUGCAACCGAAACAAUGGACAAGGUUGUUAUGUCAUAAUGGAAGGUUCUGACAUUAUUGAAAGUGGCUGCUUGGCGGAUGCCGAACCCGGAAAAAACUGUGCGGAGAAUGAGAACUGCUACGAAUGCGAAGAUUCAAACUGCAAGCCAAUUCGCUGCCAUUCGUGUUCGUUCUCGGGUGCCGACAACGCAGACUGUGUCGAUAAUCCGGAUGAGAGCAACCAAUGUCUGACCAGCGUCGGGUGUGUUGUGAGGAAUAAAGGCACGAGUAUUGUGCGCGGCUGUUAUGACAAGAUCGAGGAGUGUAAAAAUCCAAAGGAUUGCCCGGUACCUUGUAAAGAGGACUGGUGCAAUAAUGACGACGUGUGUUUCCGUCAGACUACGACUACAAGGUUCUCCCAAGUUUGUGAAGGUCAUCGCCAAGGGGACAAAUGCUUCCGAUAUCAGAAACAAAAUACUUUGGAGCUGGGCUGCAACGAUGCAACCACAUAUGAGGAUUCUUUAUGCCAAAAAGAGCCGGAAUCUUGCAAAUUUUGCGACUCCAACUUUUGCAACACAAGAGCUUUCGCUGAGUGCUACAGUUGUACUGAUUGUACAACCGUUGAAGGACUGUCAACUAAGCUUUGCGACGAUACAAGGGACAGGUGUUUCACGCACCAAGACAUGGCAACUAAGAAAAUCACCCGAGGAUGUCGAGCAGAAAUGCAAGCAUCCAGUGAAUGUUACGAAGGAGUGAACUGUGCCUUUUGCGGACCACUGGGGGGAUGCAACAAAGCUGUUCCGUUGACCAAAAAUGAAGCAUUUUGGUGUACAUCAUGCCGAAAUUCCUCAGAAUGUGCUGAAUAUAGACCGGCAGAACUCUGCUCCUCCAGUGAGGGUUGGCUGUAUGAACGCUGCAUCGGUUUUGCGAUAGGCGAUGAACAUUUCUAUAAAGGAUGUCUUAGCGACGGUUUCCCAUUGGCGGGCAUCAAAAACGAUUGUCUCGGAUCCCGAGUGUUCUGCAGUAUUUGCGAUCAAAACUAUUGCAAUGCCGACCCGUUGAAGUGCCACGAAUGUUCGACCGAUAAGGAUGGCUUUGGGUGUUUGCUGAUGGCGCAGGACAACCCGAUGGCUGAAUGUGGCAUAAAUGACCACUGCGUAGCAUUGAUCGAUAUGGUCGGUCAUCUGACGCGAGGAUGUGCCUCCAAACUCAAGAUUGGCUGUCCCGGCGAGAGUUGCUGCAAUGAUCGAUUCGGGUGUAACUCCGGCGAUCCACGGAAAGACGAGCGUCUCAGUUGCUACCAGUGUGAAGGCGAAAGCUGUUUGUCCGGUGCGUUACAAACUGGUGACCAUCUAAAGUCCUGUUUGGUUUACAGCGAAACGGAUCAAUGUUAUACACACGUAGUGGACGAAACAACGGUCAAACGUGGUUGCGUAUCGGAUGAUCCGGAGUUCUGCUCCAAGAAUAGCUGUAUUACCUGUUCGGGUGAAGCAGGUUGUAACAAUCUAGGUCCUUUGGUAGAUAAUAGCCUUACUUGUAUUAAAUGCACCAAUGUGGGGAGUUGCAGCAGUGUAAAUGUUGGUUCAAAGUGUGAAAAUGAUGUACUUUUGGGAGAGUCAGAUUAUUGUUAUACGUUCAUGUUCGAAAACCAAAUUACUGUUGGAAAGGGUUGUUUGUCAGAUUUAAUCAAAGGCGAUACUUUCUACACCGAAUGCAAUUCGGAUGAUUCACAAUGUAUUCUUUGCCCUGGAAACAACUGUAACCGUGACCAGUUCCGUUGUUAUCGGUGUAGCUCUCGAACCAAUGCUGACUGUGCUGAUAUAAGAAGUAAUAAUAUCGAUCGAGUAGAUUGUUACGGAGAAUGCGUUUUGUUCCUGGAUGAAGAGGGGUACAUUAUCCGAGAUUGUCUAGAAAACAUCGAUGAAGACGAAUGCAACGAUUCCAUUGAUUGUGAGACAUGCCUGGGUAGCGAAUGCAAUAAAAACAUGCUACCAGAAACACGACUGAGCUGCUAUCAAUGUGAAGGAUCUGAGGAGGAUUGCCUUAAAGCCACUGCUGAGAUAUUCAACAAAGCUUGUUCCAAACAUAAAGACGACGACCAAUGUUAUACGAGAUUCGAACGAGAAGACUACGUGACUCGAGGUUGUGUUUCAGAUUUACCAGAGGACCAAAAAUGUACAGAACCCUGUAUAACGUGCGAUGGAGACGACUGCAACGAGCAAUACGCUCUGCAAGAUAAUACUCUCCACUGUAUCAAAUGCGUAGGAGAAAGUUGCGAGGGAAAUGUUAAAGGAACGCCGUGUACGAAACAAAUACUGUUCGGAUCCCGGGACUUCUGCUACGAAUACGCUGACAAAGACACUAUUCAAAAAGGGUGUCUGAGCGAUUUGAGCGAAGAUGGAGAUGAAACCAUCAAAAACGCUUGUGACCAAGGAAACUGCAUAUUAUGUAGCGAAGAUAAUUGCAAUCGAGAUAUGUUCUAUUGCGUAACUUGCGAUUCUGAAACCGACUCAAGCUGCGCAGACCCAUUGCGAGUAAUCGUUGCAGGCAAACGAGAAGUCUGUGAACAGGAACGCUGUUUCUCUUUGAUCGACGGACAAGGUAUAACCCGAAAGGGAUGUGCCGGAAAGGAAUCAAUUUGUGAAGAUUCGGAAGCACCUUGCAGCCUAUGUGAGGGUUCUUCGCUGUGCAACAAUGUGCUUUUCCCAGCAGAUCGCAUCUUGUGUUACCAGUGCGCAGAUUGUGAUACUGUUUCAACUGAAGAUGUAGUGGUUCCCACGGCCUGCCAGAAAUAUGACGCCGAAGAUUACUGUUUCAGUAAUCUAGAAGAAAACUCCGUGCAACGAGGCUGUGGUACCGAGAUUUCCGGUGCACCUUGCUCCGAUCCGACUGUUUGUUUCCGGUGCAGCACCAAUGGCUGUAACGAUCAUCCGAUAACGUGGAACAGUGCUCUAUCGUGCGUCAAGUGUUCGGGACCGGAAUGCGCAAAUGCAGAAACUUCCGUUCCGUGCGAGGGAAAAGUCACACUAGGAUCGAUUAAGGAUCAAUGCUACAGCUUCAGUUUUCUUGGGGAGAUUAUAUUGAAGGGAUGCACGGUGGAGGACCCAUCGAGAUGCGCCCUGGAAGGGUCUUGUGAAUUGUGUAGUUGUAAUGGCUGCAACAGUUUGGACCAAAACAACUCAUUCGAGUGUUUCGAGUGUUCGGGUCCUGAAUGCGGAGAGAUUGAUCCUUCCAAGGCCGAAACAUGCAGUGGAAUGGCGUGCAUAACCUACCUGUCUAAGGACGGUUUUGUUUCACGUGGAUGUGUGGCUGAUUUCCAAGAUGAUUGUAUGGUGUUUGGUAGUAGUCAUGAACUUUGCAACGCUGAUCACUGCAAUGCGCAAAUAUAUCCAGCAAAUCGUCUCAGAUGUCACAGAUGUGAAAACUGCGCCACUGACGUACCUGAUGACCCUGAACUUUGUGAUCGGUAUGUCGAAGACGACACCUGUUACACGUUAUCUCUGGAAGGUGGAAAAAACAUUGCGAGAGGCUGUUCAUCUGAACUAUUUGCAUCUUGCGCUGCGCCUGAUUGUAAAGAAUGUUACACUAGUGGUUGCAAUGAUGAACCUUUUGAAGGAGGCGUCGAUCCAACUGAAGAGCCAACGGAAAAUCCUACAGAUGAACCAACGGAUAGUCCAACUGAGGAACCAACAGAAAGUCCAACUGAGGAACCAACAGAAAGUCCAACUGAGGAACCAACAGAAAGUCCAACUGAGGAACCAACGGAUAGUCCAACUGAGGAACCAACGGAUAGUCCAACUGAGGAACCAACGGAUAGUCCAACUGAGGAACCAACAGAAAGUCCAACCGAUGACCCGCCUAAUACGACUACAGGAGAAAACACAGAAGAACCUGGUAAAACCACAACAGAAGACAAUCCAACGAAUCCGGGAGAUAACACUUUGAAAUGUAUUCAAUGCGUGGAGACCGUCGAAAAUCCAUCUUGCGCCUGGGGCCACCGACCGGAAUCAGCGAACGAUUGUGAAAAUCCUAGCGACGGAUGUUUCAGUUGCAUCGAAAAUGGUUUAACAGUGCGUGGUUGUUCUUCGGACCUAACCCAAUACUCAUGCUCACCGGCAACCAUUGACGAAUGCGACGACGAAGACGGUUGCAAUGCUGAAAACAUCAAACGACAAAGCUGUGCCAUCUGCAGCACCAAUUGCCACUUGGGCAAGCAAUAUAAUCCGGUGGAAGAUUGUUCCGGGGUUAUCAGCUACGAUCAACGGGGUUGCUACACGAUGCGAAACGAGCGGAAGCUGGUCGUUGAGCGAGGAUGCAUUGCUUCAUUAACUGACGGCGAACGAGAUUAUUGUCGCAACCGAGGAGAUUUGUGCGAAAUUUGCUUUGCAGAUGGGUGCAACAACGGUACACUUGCAAGAGUUUUGAACGGAUUACUGCUAUCUGGUUUCGUGUGGUUUGUCCUCAGAUGGAUACAGUUUUAAACAUAUGCAUUUAUCAAAAUAUAUACAAUCAAAAAUUGAGCCAU
This is a messenger RNA of Uranotaenia lowii, 6179 nucleotides long. RefSeq lists its product as uncharacterized. The transcript is spliced from 13 exons. The record is from RefSeq and is a predicted model, not a curated record. Lineage: Eukaryota; Metazoa; Arthropoda; Insecta; Diptera; Culicidae. The coding region runs from base 82 to 6135 and encodes 2017 amino acids.